This is a messenger RNA of Ophidiomyces ophidiicola, 636 nucleotides long. RefSeq lists its product as uncharacterized. The record is from RefSeq and is a predicted model, not a curated record. Bases 1 to 636 code for a protein of 211 amino acids. NCBI's taxonomy places the organism in Eukaryota, Fungi, Ascomycota, Eurotiomycetes, Onygenales, Onygenaceae. The transcript is spliced from 3 exons.
AUGAACCCCAUCCUCCUCAUUCUUCUCGGCUUCCUCCAGCUGGCAUCGGCCCACUUCCGUGUGGAUUAUCCCUACUGGCGAGGAGAUUCCUUCAGCACCCAGUACACUAGGCCCUGCGGCGGCGUUAACGUCACAAACAACCGUACUGAAUGGCCCCUUGACGGAGGCUCCAUCCGUUUCAGUCCGUCGCACAAAUGGGCCUUCACAUAUGUCAAUCUUGCUAUUGGCAACGAUGAUACAAUGAUUUUCAAUAUCUCUCUCGUGCCCGUGUUCAACCAGACCGGCAAUGGAACCUUCUGUUUCCCAAAGGUCAAGCUACCAAGCGGCUUGUCAAUCUCCGCCGGCACAAACGCCAGUAUCCAGGUCAUUCAAGCCAGUGAAUUUGGCUCCUCUCUGUACAAUUGUGCUGAUAUCACAUUCACUGAGAACGCACGGACACUUGGCAACGAUCAGUGCCAAAACUCAACUAACGUUGGCGGCGUUGCAAUCGGCGGCUCCAUAUCGAUGCCAAGUGGCACAUCGCCUAGCAAGCCCACAGCAUCGGGCUCAAGUGCUGCAGGGUCCCUGGCAAGCACAUCUACCUGGAACGCAGGAAUUGCUGCAAUUGUGUUCGGUUUGAUUGGAAACCUCUUAUAA